CGCCUCGCGAGCCGCUGCAACAAGUUCCAUUUGGCUAGGCGGACGGAUUGAACCAGGCCGGCAGCUGGCACCUAACUUUACAAUUGCCUCCCACUCAGAAACAUUCAACAAUUCUGAUUUUCUUUGAAAAGAAAAAGGACCGUCAAAAACCAAGCGAUAAUCUACCUACCACCGCGAUCCUCUCGCUCUCUGUCCUCGAUUCUCAACCGCAAUCCUCCACCACCGACUCGCUCUUUUAUCCAGCCACGGUCAUUGACCUCGGUCGACGCGUGGCCCGAACUCGCGAUGUCAGACGCCCACUCUCCCGCUGGCUCGCCGGCCGGCUCGCCCGCGGAUCGGGAUGAGCACUUCGAGAAUGAGCACCAGGAUAAUCCCGAGCACCAGGAGAAUCACGUCGAGGCCCCAAAGGAGGAGGCCGGAAAUGACUCCGACAAGGAUUCAGACGUCCUUUCCGAAAUUGACGAGGACCAGUUCGAGGAUUACGACCCUACCCUCGAAGAGAGGCCCGUGGAAAUCGACGAAAAUGUUGCAAAGACGCUGAAAGCCGCGAAACGGAAGCGGACCGACGGCGAGGCCGUGAGAAAGCCGAAGGAGGGGCGCAGGCCAAAGAAGCGAGCGCGCGCCGUUGACGACGACGGCGGCGACGUUGAGGAGGGACAGCGCCGACCCCGGAAAACUCGUGUCGCCGCCGGCGGGGAGCAGCGGGCCGCACAAAAGGAGGAUGAAGAGGAGGAACAGGUAAACGAGGAAGAUCUCACGCCCGAAGAGCGCCGUCGUCGGGCCAUCCAGCGAGCCGUGGAUGAUGCUUUGAAGAACCCGACGAAGCGGCGGCGCAAGAAGGAUGACAUCGACCUCGAGGACCAAAUCGAUGACCAGCUUGCGCGCCUGAAGGUCGCAAUGGAGAAAGCCUGCAUAGCGGAUAAUGAAGCCCGCGAUAAGGGCAUGGCCGCCACGCAUAAGCUCAAACUUCUGCCGCAGGUCACAGCGCUCCUCACCCGAACCUCAGUGCAAGAUUCAGUUCUCGAUCCCGAAACCAACUUCCUCCAAUCGGUGAAGUACUUCCUCGAGCCAUUGAACGACGGCAGCCUCCCUGCCUACAAUAUUCAGCGGGACAUCUUCAAUGCUCUUGCCAAGCUCCCCAUUAACAAAGAUGUCCUCCUGAGCAGCGGCAUCGGCAAAGUUGUCUACUUCUACACCCGGAGCAAGCGACCCGAACCCGGCAUCAAGCGCAUCGCAGAGCGCUUGGUCGGCGAAUGGAGCCGUCCGAUCUUGAAGCGAACGGAUGACUACAAGAAGCGCCACAUCGAGACCCGCGACUUCGACUUUGCGGCCGCAAAGCUCGCCCAGCGCCAGGAAGCCGCCGUGUCGGGCUCGCAGAUGACGCUCGCGCAGCGGCCCGCGGGCAAGACGCGCUUCGAGCUCGAGCGCGAGCGCCUGCUCGCGCCCGAGGUCAAGAGCAACCGAGCCAGGCCGGCCGGCCUGCCGGCGAGCUACACUAUCGCCCCGCGGAGCACCUUUGACGGGUCCCGUGCCGUCCCCGACGCCCGCCCUAUUGGGGCCGGAGGGAUGGAGGCAUUCAGGAGGAUGACUCAGAAGGGGAAGGGCGGUCGCCGCUAACUCUGAGCGGGUUGGGGCUGUAGACUUUGGU
Thermothielavioides terrestris NRRL 8126 is the source of this 1648-nucleotide messenger RNA. RefSeq lists its product as uncharacterized. NCBI's taxonomy places the organism in Eukaryota, Fungi, Ascomycota, Sordariomycetes, Sordariales, Chaetomiaceae. The coding region runs from base 286 to 1617 and encodes 443 amino acids. Gene Ontology annotation, biological process: poly(A)+ mRNA export from nucleus. The record is from RefSeq and is a predicted model, not a curated record. The transcript has 3 exons. Gene Ontology annotation, cellular component: nucleus.